Ambispora leptoticha is the source of this 3708-nucleotide messenger RNA. The record is from the annotation of a GenBank genome assembly. Lineage: Eukaryota; Fungi; Glomeromycota; Glomeromycetes; Archaeosporales; Ambisporaceae.
AUGUCAGACUUUUUCAAACAUACCGAUACUACUUCAUCUAAGGACAAUUCAACAACUUCGCGUCAACCUCAAAACCUUAAUCUGCAACCUGCUGCUGUUACACCAUCUUUUCACCCUCAAGGAAUUGGAAGCAGCGCCUAUUCUUCAUUUAACCCGUAUUAUAACGAUAAUACACCUGACGACGACGACGAAUACGAACCUUUUUACUCCGAUUCAACGGGUCUAAUGCGUCAAGUUUCAAAUAUGUCAAACUUGUCUGAGGCAAAUCUUCCGUUGACUUCACAUGCUGCAAAUAUGUCUCCGACCAAUACCUCGAAAUUGUCAGCUGGGGGAGCGGGUGAUGGUGCCAAUAAUACCACUACUGAAAACGUGGGACGUACUAUAUACCUUAACGAUCCACAGAAGAACGACCAGAAUCGAUAUCUGCACAAUCGGAUAUCGACGGCGAAAUAUAGUUUUUUUACUUUUUUACCAAAAUUCUUGUAUGAGCAGUUUUCAAAAUAUGCAAAUUUGUUUUUCUUGUUUACAGCUUCUAUCCAGAAAGAAUUGGAUUUGAUGCGAGAAAAAAGAUUAUUAAUGCAAAUAAAUGGAGUCUCACCGACAAAUCGAUACACUACUCUCGGUCCAUUAGUGGUAGUAUUGGCGGCCACAGGAUUCAAAGAAAUGAUGGAAGAUUAUAAACGACACCGCUCAGACACUGAAGUGAACUCACGAGAAUGUAAUGCGCUCCAAGGCAGCUCGUUCGUAUCAAAAGGAUGGCACUCUGUAAAAGUAGGCGAUAUUAUUCGAGUAGAAGGCGGUGAUUUUUUUCCCGCUGAUUUAAUUCUGCUGAGUAGCUCAGAACCAGAAGGGCUAUGCUAUAUAGAAACAAGUAAUUUAGAUGGUGAAACAAAUCUAAAGAUUAAACAAGCACUGCCUGAAACUGCUAAUCUUACGUCCUCGGCGGAAAUUAGCCAGAUAUCUGGAUACCUUAAGUCAGAAAAUCCAAAUAACAGCCUGUAUACCUAUGAAGGAACGCUUGUCAUGAAUACACCUGACGGAAAUAAACAGCUUCCGCUUGAUCCUACACAAUUAUUACUUAGAGGUGCACAAUUAAGGAAUACCAGAUGGAUAUAUGGUAUCGUAGUUUUCACCGGACACGAGACAAAACUAAUGAGAAAUGCAAGUGCGACUCCAAUUAAAAGAACAAGCGUUGAAAAAAUGGUCAACGUACAAAUUAUAUUUUUAUUUGGAAUAUUGUUGACCAUGAGUUUGGCAUGUUCAAUCGGUUAUACUGUGAUAACGCUUCGAUCACAAUCUGAAUUGGACUAUUUGGAACUUUUUUCGGGUACUAGUAUGAUAUCACAAUUUGGACUUAAUAUUCUUACGUUCUUAGUUUUGUUCAACAAUCUCAUACCUAUAAGUUUGAUUGUCACAAUGGAGGUGGUUAAAUUCAAACAAGCUGAUCUUAUUAAUUCUGAUUUGGAUAUGUAUUACGAAAAGACCGACACGCCUGCAUUAUGCCGGACCAGUAGUUUAGUGGAAGAAUUAGGACAGAUUGAAUACAUUUUCUCCGACAAAACGGGCACCUUAACAUGUAAUGAAAUGGAAUUUCGGCAAUGCACCAUCGCGGGUUUAGCUUAUGCUGAUGCGGUCGAAGAUCUAAAACGUGCCCGCGUUGUUGAUGGGGUUGAGGUGGGACAAUAUGAUUUCAAGCAAUUAAGAGAGAAUUUGAGAAGUCACCCAACGGCCAAUGCGAUCAAUGAAUUUUUGUCUCUUUUGGCGGUUUGUCAUACUGUUAUUCCGGAAAGAAACGAAAAGAAUCCUAAGAUCAUAUAUCAGGCAUCAUCUCCAGAUGAGGGUGCUCUUGUAAAAGGUGCUUCCGUAUUGGGGUAUACUUUUACGACCCGUCGUCCAAAAUCAGUUCACAUUACCGUCAAUCAAAAAGAACUGGAAUAUGAAAUCCUCAAUAUAUGUGAAUUCAAUAGUACGCGGAAACGUAUGUCAACAGUUGUACGUGGUCCCGAUGGCAAAAUCAAACUUUAUUGUAAAGGUGCUGAUACCGUCAUCCUGGAACGACUAAGUGAAAACAAUCCAUUCGUCGAAGCAACACUCCAGCACUUGGAAGAAUAUGCCACAGAAGGUCUACGAACAUUAUGUAUCGCAAUGCGAGAAAUAUCCGAAGAUGAGUAUCAAAGAUGGUCCGGGAUAUACGAAAAAGCUUCCACCACAUUGGUCAAUCGUCAAGAUGAGCUUGAUAAAGCCGCCGAGAUGAUUGAAAAAGAUUUGUUCCUGUUGGGUGCUACCGCUAUCGAGGAUAAAUUACAGGAUGGCGUGCCUGAGACGAUACAUACAUUGCAACAGGCUGGUAUCAAAAUCUGGGUGUUGACCGGGGAUAGACAAGAGACGGCCAUUAAUAUCGGAUUGAGUUGUAGAUUGAUUCAAGAAGAGAUGUCGCUGAUCAUUGUAAAUAAGGAAAGUCAUUGGGAAACUAAGGAAUUUCUCGAGAAAAAAGUAUUAGAACUAAAAGGGCGUGUGAACCCUGAUACUGAGCCGCUUGCACUUGUCAUCGAUGGUCGAUCACUAGAAUUCGCACUCGACAAAGAACUAGAAAAGACUUUUCUCGAUCUUGCGAUACUAUGCAAAGCCGUAAUAUGUUGCCGUGUCUCACCACUACAGAAGGCAUUAGUUGUAAAACUAGUAAAACACCACCUGAAGGCAAUCCUUCUAGCCAUAGGCGACGGGGCCAACGACGUGUCGAUGAUUCAAGCAGCCCAUGUCGGCGUGGGUAUUAGUGGUUUAGAAGGGUUGCAAGCGGCUCGAAGUGCCGAUGUUGCUAUCAGUCAAUUUCGCUUUUUGAAGAAGCUUCUAUUGGUGCAUGGUGCUUGGAGUUAUCAGCGCUUGAGUAAAUUGAUCUUGUACUCCUUUUAUAAGAAUAUUACUCUCUAUAUGACGCAGUUUUGGUUCACAUUCCAAAAUGGAUUCUCUGGACAAGUUAUCUACGAGUCUUGGACUAUAAGUUUUUAUAAUGUGUUAUUCACAGUGUUACCGCCACUUGUUAUUGGAGUAUUUGAUCAGUAUGUGAGUGCAAGAAUGUUAGAUCGAUAUCCGCAAAUGUAUAUGCUGGGUCAAAAAAGUGAAUUUUUUAAUGUUAAGAAUUUCUGGGGAUGGACAAUAAAUGCUUUUUAUCAUUCUUUGAUUCUUUAUUGGGCUUCAAUAUUUAUUUUUGAUCAAGAUUUACUCUUAUAUGAUGGACUUACGGCAGGUCAUUGGGUCUGGGGUACGACAUUGUACACGGCUGUACUUGCCACAGUAUUAGGAAAGGCUGCGUUAAUAACGGAUUUAUGGACAAAAUACACGUAUUUAGCAAUUCCCGGUUCCUUUAUUUUCUGGAUAAUUUUCCUACCCGUCUACGCAACAAUCGCGCCAAAACUACAUAUUUCGGAAGAAUACGAUGGAAUCGUGCCGCAAUUAUUCACAAGUUCGGUGUUUUAUCUGACUGUUAUUCUUUUGCCCGUAUUUUGUCUCUUGAGGGAUUACGUGUGGAAAUAUGCAAAACGUAUGUACAAAGCAAGAGCAUACCACACCGUACAAGAAAUACAAAAAUUCAAUAUCCCCGAUUAUCGGCCGCGUAUGGAACAGUUCCAAAAAGCUAUUCGAAAAGUUCGUGCUGUUCAACGAUUACGGAGGACUCGUGGCUUCGCGUUUUCACAAAACGAAUCUGGCCAG